Molecule: messenger RNA, 2782 nt
Organism: Bombus pascuorum
Lineage: Eukaryota; Metazoa; Arthropoda; Insecta; Hymenoptera; Apidae
Gene: Dbp80
Product: DEAD-box helicase Dbp80
Exons: 8
Coding region: 342-1769 (475 amino acids)
Biological process (GO): poly(A)+ mRNA export from nucleus
Cellular component (GO): cytoplasmic stress granule; nucleus
Molecular function (GO): RNA helicase activity; ATP binding; RNA binding
Source: RefSeq, a predicted model, not a curated record
AUACAAAGUGAAAAAAUCACAUUCCUUGUAAGCAAGAAAAGUAUAUUCACAAAUCACUACAUAUAUGUAUAUAUAUGUAUAUGAAAACCAAUUUUGUUCAUUAAAUUUAUCAUUUAUUAUUUAUUAUCUAUUUAAAUUUUCCAACAUUCAUUAAUAUAUCACUAUUAACUUUUGCCAUUUUUAAAUCAUUCUUCACAAAAAAUAUAUAUGCCUUAGUUAUUGUUUAUGCCGUGCUGUGACGCUACGUUAGCUAAAAAUCACGACGAGUAAUGGUAUUAUUUUAUCAUUCUAAUUAAAACCUAAAUUAUUUUCUUAAUCAUUGUGAAUGUAUCAAUAUUAAUAUGGCAUCGGCUGAUCUUGAAUGGAAUAAAUACGUAGACGAACAAGAGAAACUAUCAGCAAAGGUGUCCAAUCUAAAUAUAGAUAAAGAACCUAAAGAAAAUACAGAAAAUACAGAUUCCAAAGAUGAUGAUGAUUCGGAUGAGCAAAUCUCAGCCGCAGAAAAAUCAUUAUUCCAAAAAAUUAUACGUAAAGGUUUGGUAGAAACAACACAAGAUAUAGAAGUUCAAAGAAAGGAUCCAUCUUCACCUUUAUAUAGCGUUAAAUCUUUUGAAGCUCUUCAUCUUAAACCUGCUUUAUUAAAAGGAGUAUAUGCAAUGGGAUUUAAUGCUCCAUCAAAAAUUCAAGAAACUGCAUUACCUACUUUACUUGCUGAUCCACCACAAAAUAUGAUUGCUCAGUCACAAUCUGGGACAGGUAAAACAGCAGCAUUUGUAUUAGCAAUGCUAAGCAGAGUUGAUACUACCAAAAAUUAUCCUCAAGUGCUUUGCUUAUCACCAACUUAUGAAUUAGCCAUACAAACAGGAGAAGUAGCAGCGAAAAUGUCUGCAUUCUGUAAUGAAAUAAAAAUAAAAUAUGCUGUAAGAGGAGAAGAAUUAAGUCGUGGAUCAAAGAUUACAGAACACAUAAUCAUUGGAACACCAGGAAAAGUUUUAGAUUGGGCUGUUAAAUUUAAGUUCUUUAAUUUAAAUAAAAUAUCAGUUUUUGUUUUAGAUGAAGCAGAUGUAAUGAUAGCAACACAAGGUCAUCAAGACCAGUGUAUUCGUAUUCAUAAACAGCUUCCACGCACAUGUCAAAUGAUGUUUUUCUCUGCAACUUAUGAGCCAGAAGUGAUGAAAUUUGCAGAAAUUAUAGUUAAUAAUCCUUUAAUAAUAAGGUUACUGAAAAAAGAGGAAAGUUUAGAUAAUAUUAAACAAUAUUAUGUGAAAUGCAAGGAUCUGGAUGAAAAAUAUGCAGCUAUUACCAACAUAUAUGGUGUAAUAACAAUAGGACAGGCAAUUAUCUUUUGUCAUACUAGAAAAACAGCUGGUUGGUUAGCCGAAAAAAUGACAAAAGAUGGUCAUGCAGUAGCUGUUUUAUCUGGGGAACUGACGGUUGAACAGAGAAUUUCAGUUUUGGAUCGUUUUAGAGCUGGUCUUGAAAAAGUUCUUAUCACAACUAAUGUUUUAGCCAGAGGUAUUGACGUUGAACAAGUAACAAUAGUUGUCAAUUUUGAUCUACCAGUGGAUCAAAAUCGACAAGCAGAUUGUGAAACAUAUUUGCAUAGAAUUGGACGUGCUGGACGUUUUGGUAAAUCUGGAAUUGCUAUUAAUCUAAUAGAUUCGUCUCAUGCAAUGCAAAUAUGUAAGGAUAUAGAAGAACAUUUUGGAAGAAAAAUACAUUACCUUGAUGCAGAAGAUGCAGAUGAAAUAGAAAAAAUAGGAGCCUAGAUUAAUAUGUAAGAAAUACAAUUAUGCUUUUUAUCAAAUACGCAUAGAUAUAUUGUAAUACCUCCUAAAAGAAUAGACAUUUGUAUUCUCAACAUGAAUUCUUUGUAUUUCUUUUCCAAUAGCACAUAUUACCAACAAAUAUUAUAUGUUUACCUUUUUUUACAAUGAUUGUAUAGUAUUCUUUAAUAUCGAGUUAAAAUAUGGCGAUUGGAUCAGGAAUAUACACAGAGUUUAAACAAUAUAAAAAUAAAACAAUAUUUUUAUAUGUUAUACAAUAACUAUUUGGAGCAGGGAAAUAUCAUGUCCUUAUCUUUGUACUGCAUGUAACUUAGCUAAAAUUAAGUUUGAGUUUUUAUACAAAAGAAAAACUAUUCAUUCCUUCCAUAUUUAAAUUUUAAUUUGACCACAUAUGAUCUACUAAUCGAUUUUUGGUUAUAUGUAUUACGGCAAUGUUACAACGAUAUCGUGAUCACAUUAUCACGAUUUGUAUAAGUACAAAUAAUAUAAGCUAAAAUCAGUUAAUCAUUGGUUAAUAAUUAUAAAUUAUUAGUUAUUUAUCAUAACUGAUAUUGAAACAAAUAAAUUGUGAAUGUUGUAUGGAGGCUUUACCGACAUAUUUUACACAUUAUGAGAACUUUCUUAUAAAUGAAACAUAAAAUAAAAAUAUUUUAACACAAUUCCUUCGACAAUGGUAUAGAUAUAGAUGUUAAAAGUACGUAAAAUGUACAAUUUUCCAUGUAAUAGUGUGGCAAAGUAAUUAAACAAAAUGGUCAUUAUUGUAAUACAAUUCGUCUCAAAUUCAUUUAUAAGUACAUCCAUACGUGACGUAAUAUUAAAAUACGGUGUGCUUUAAUGCAUUUGGACGAAACUGUAUGAAACAUUCAAUCAUUUUUUAUUGUAACAGAAUUUCUAUAUUAUUUACAUUUUAUUUUUUCAAUGUAAACAUUUUUUUUCUAUAGAACGCAUUAAUUCUUUAAAUUUGUUAAUGGAAGUAUAAUAAAAGUUUCUCAAUA